ACCCAAGGAGGCGGGGGAAACAGGCACAGUUUUUGCUAUUGGCCUCCUACCUUCGGUUAUUUAUUAAUUAUAUUGAAUUGCCAACAGAGGCAUAGCUUCUUAUGAGCUCUGCUGGCAACAGCGAGAACCCCUUAUGGGUAGUUGAUUAUCUAUUUGAGUGAGGACGGGAGAAGGUGAAGCUCUGAGUGAUCUUAGACUGUGCGGAAGAGAUGAUCCUAUGGAUGAUAAAAUACGGUAUGCCCUGUGCAUGUUAAAGAACCCUGAUGUGGGAAAAAUUACAGAGUAGCUACUGUGGUGGUGUUGGCGAUUAUGGUUGUCUUGCGACAUAAAAUCACAAAUUAUCGUUAUUACAUAAACACGAAACAUUGAUGGAAGAUGCAUCAGCACACGUACGUGUGUGGGUGAUGUUUUUCAUGGUCUUUAUGGGUGACGCGUAUGCUCAUUGUUUGCUACACCUGUCGUCUGUUACUACAAGUACGUUACUUCAAAUUUCCCAGAAAUUAUUCCGCAGUUCUAAGUCUGAGAGCCUCGAGUGAGUGAGGGGAUAUGACAGCUUAUAAGAGUGUUUUUUUAUGCGUAUUUUGUCUUAUCUUUCUGUUCUGGGAAUACUCCACUUCAUUUGUCGUCUGCCUAGUCUAACCACUGCCCCAUUGCAUCUAUGAAAUAUGGGCAGGGAAGGGUAACUGUAAUGGUAACGGAAACAGAAACGGUAUAUUACCGAGAUUGGAGAUGGUAACGAUAACAGAAAUGGAAACUCAUACCACAGUCCUCCAUUACCGGAAACGAAAAUUAUCGUCCGGUGAUGAAUUCGGGUAAUGGCUUUUCCUGUUGUGCGAUGACAUUUGAGUGACUUUUCGUUUUAUCUUUGUGUUUUGAUGACUCCAUUCCCUGUAAUGCUCUAAAUACUAUACGAGAGCAUGGAAACAAAGCGCAAUAUUGGAUCUCUAGGGCGCAUCCCUUGUCUCAGGCCUCGUAAUUCAGUGACAUCAACACAUCAGUGUACUCCACGAUAGCACGAGGACGACAGCCUACGAUUUUUAGUUAUUUAUUUUUUACUGUUUUCAUUUGGCAGUAUUAUUUACUACUGAGGGCGUCCGCCUAUGAAUGCGACAUUGAAUGAAGGUUACGCCCAUCUUGAGUUGCUGGACUCAGAAUGAGUGAAGACUGAAGACAUGUUCCUACAUUGUUUUAAAAAUCUUGCAAGAUGUGCACACCCCAACGACGUAAAAUUACUUGUGUAGUGUGUGCGCGUGACACCGAAGCAGCACUUGAGCAAAACAGGGUGCUGACAGGGUGCUGCUCUGUAACAGCCUUUCCGUUGCCGGAAACAGUAACGGAAACGAAAUUGAAAGGCUGGUGUCAGAAACGGAUAACGGUAACGAAAAUAUAGCGGUAACAAAAAUAGAAACUGUAACGAAGAUACGUUCAGUUACCCUUCCCUGAAUAUGGGUACUGUAUUUGAGGUCCGUGGCCUUGCGAGUGUCACAAGGCAUUGCACUUAGAAGGAACCAUGGUUUUCCCCUCUUUGUCUUCAUUUCCCAUUCGCGAAACGCAAUUACACGAGUGCAUUGCCUUUGGAGGGACUUCCCCCUGGUUUUGCUGCUGCUACUACUAUGGCAGUGACAACUUCUCUCGCAGAAGUUAACCUGUUGCUUCGCGUUUGUGCGACGGUAUUUUUCCGACGUUACCUUUUUCGAUUAAUUCCUUUUCCCGCAGUUUACUGAAAGUUUGCCGUCGAAUUUGUUUCCGUAACGCUAACCCGUACGGUACAACGCGGUGAAGCGGAUGCGAUUCGGUUUGAGAGAACUGUAAUGCUCAGCCUUAUUCCAGGCGCGUACGUCUUCGAAAUGUAGUUCCUGGCAGAGCGAUGGGUUAGAACUACGCGACAUCAUAUAGCGCCUCCUUCCUAAAAAUGUUUUGUGGAAAGUAUCUUGCACUAAUCUUCAUAUUGUAAUUAUAUACGUGAUCGCGCGAGGCUAGCGAUGUUUGCAGCACUCAAUUGUUCUUCGUGGAAUAACUUUUAAUCGGCCGUUUACGGCGGCUGUGUACUCUUUGCCGACGCGGGUGGGUGAAGUGUGCGUGGUCGCAGGUGGAUGGCGGUGUUUCUAAGCAGCCUAUCGUAGCUGCCGGAGCGGCUGUUUUGGAAUGCGGUGGGCAGGCCCAGACGAUCUCUCCGAAGACAGGUUUUCGCGGCAACCUGAGAGUCAGUGCGGGGCGAAAGUGCACGUCGACCGAUUGCUAUGGCGGCCACGGAAUUAAUACGGCCGUCUUGUUCUGCGCUGACAUUAAGUCUUGUGGCCCUGUUUUGUGCCGUGGUUCCAACCUGGGGUCACGUGGCGUUGACUUUCCCUCCGGCACGGAAUUACAACUUGGACUUUCUUGACAAUGGCCGCACCAAGGCGCCCUGUGGCAUGCCGAAAGGCAACAUUGUGACGACGCUGCCUGUGGGUGCUACAAUAAACGUGACAUGGCAUCUGGCGUAUCCUCACCGGGGUGGCUACAAAUUGGAAUUGCUGGACCCAAAUGAGAGCCACCUCAGCGACCUCACGCCAACAUCUGGUCCAAACGGGGAGUUUCUUGGCCUAGACGAUGCGACGGCACAGAGUUCCACUAUCCGGUUACCACAGGGCUUGACAUGCCGCAGUUGCUCGAUACGCCUCGUUCGACAGGCCGGAGAGUGGGGCAAAAAGUACUUGUUCUGGAGCUGUGCUGACAUUGAUAUUGUACAAGUUUCUGAAUUCAAUGUGAUCUGCUCGGGCCACGGCAAACUGGAUGGAGGCCGAUGCAGCUGCGAUCACCUUUACUCUGGCAACGUCUGCCAGUAUAAAGAUGAAUGCUGGACGGAUUCCGACUGUGGUCCUAAUGGACGGUGCAUUAAUGUGGAUGCUACCACCUUUCCAAGGAUGCAGUGCUUCUGCCAAAUGGGAUGGUUUGGCCCUAAAUGUAACAAAGUGUCCCCCAUCACAAGAAGUGGCAUUACAUUAAAGGAUUAUAAGCAACAGAAGUUAUCCGACGAAUUUAUUCUGUACUGGAAGAUACUGGAAAGAACAUCAGAGAUAGAGAUGGUUAUGAAGGUCCAAGGGACAUCGUAUGCAUCUGUGGGAUGGAGACCAAAUGGAAUAACUGCAGCCUGUAAGGCAUUCCCCCAUGUGGACGAUAGGGCUCCUAGAGUACGGAGAGAAGAGCCAACUGCAGAACCCGAACCUGUAUCUGAGCCCGAGCCAUCUGCCGAACCGGAGCCAAAGUCUGAGCCCGAGCCAUCCGCUGAACCGGAGCCAAAGUCUGAGCCCGAGCCAUCCGCUGAACCGGAGCCAAAGUCUGAGCCCGAGCCAUCCGCUGAGCCGGAGCCAAAGUCUGAGCCCGAGCCAUCCGCUGAACCGGAGCCAUCCGCCGAACCGGAGCCAAAGUCUGAGCCCGAGCCAUCCGCCGAACCGGAGCCAAAGUCUGAGCCCGAGCCAUCCGCCCAACCGGAGCCAAAGUCUGAGCCCGAGCCAUCCGCCCAACCGGAGCCAAAGUCUGAGCCCGAGCCAUCCGCCGAACCGGAACCAAAGUCUGAGCCCGAGCCAUCCGCCGAACCGGAGCCAAAGUCUGAGCCUGAGCCAUCCGCCGAACCGGAGCCAAAGUCUGAGCCCGAGCCAUCCGCCGAACCGGAACCAAAGUCUGAACCCGAGCCAUCUUCUGAGCCAGAGCCAAAGUCUGAACCUGAGCCAUCCUCUGAGCCAGAGCCAAAGUCUGAGCCCUCUGCCGAACCCGAGCCAAGGUCUGAACCCAAGCCAUCUGCCGAGCCUGAGCCAAAGUCAGAGCCAGAACCAUCUGCCGAGCCUGAGCCUAAGUCAGAGCCAGAGCCGUCGGCAGAACCUGAGCCAAAGUCAGAGCCAGAGCCGUCGGCAGAACCUGAGCCAAAGUCAGAGCCAGAGCCGUCGGCAGAACCUGAGCCAAAGUCAGAGCCAGAGCCGUCGGCAGAACCUGAGCCAAAGUCCGAGCCAGAGCCGUCGGCGGAACCUGAGCCGGCAGCCGAACCAGAGCCCAAGGCAUCUGUGCCUGCAGGACGAAGCUACAAAGGCAGCCAUGGCCACUCUCGCACCUACCCGCCAAAGAGUGCAUACACUCCACGUGCUGACUUUCAUCCCAUGGAUUGCACAGACAUUAUCAUUGGUUCCGCAAGGGGCAAUCUCAGUCGUGUGUUUGAUUACUAUACCAGAGAUCGCUCAACCCCACAAGUUGACACUUACUUUGGUGGCCAAGACGACCUCACAGCGGCUUUUGCAUAUGAAGAAAACGGUGAAACCGUCGUCCUUUUCAGGAAGCCACUUAAAGCCAAGGAACUGUCGGACCAUUCCUUUGAUGAGGGACUUAUGGAUGUUAUCUGGGCAAGAGGACAAGAACCUGGAGCGUACGUGCACAGACCUAAAACUGGCCUCGAUGAAGGCAAGGCCCGCAUUCUGGACUUCUACAGAAGGGACGAGGUCAAAUACCACGGGCACGGGGAUCAGCGAGGCAAGACGACCAUAAAUUUCCGUGAGAGAGCAUCGAAACAAGAGGCGCCCAGCUGCUACGGUGAGUGGCGGUAUCCUCUGAAGUGCCAGGGGCUCCAGUGUGAAUACAUUGCCACAUGGAGGCUCAACGACAAGACGGACCACAUCCAGUUCCAGAUCCAGACGAGGAGCCCGGACAAAUGGACUGGCAUAGGAUUUUCGGACAACACGCGAAUGGACAAGACGGAUGCAGUCAUUGGUUGGGUUGAGAAAAACGGACGGUUUUCCAUUUACGAUGCAUGGAUCACUGGCUAUGAUCAGCCGACACUAGACAAGUCCGUCAACAUUGCCAAUGCAACAGGACAGUACCGUAAUGGACUGGUGACAAUCCAGUUUGAGAGGAAGCGAGACACGGGUGAUGCAUCCCAUGACUUGGCUUUUAGUGACGAUCGCUGCCUCCACCUGGUGUUCCCCGUGAAAGGUGGACUUUACAACAGUAUAACGAAGAGCAUUCGCAGACAUGAGAGGACGCCAAUCGUGACGCCGAAAAAGGUGUGCAUACAGAGCUGCGGACCAGAAACACCUGUUCCAGAACCGGAACCUGAAGGUGUCCCCGAACCUGAACCAAAGCCCGAGCCCGAGCCAAAGCCCGAACCGGAGCCAGAGCCAGAGUCGAAAAGCCCCCUGGAAAAGGGACUGAACAAGUGUCGUGGUCAGUGGCGUUAUCCUCAGAACUGUGCAAGCGACACCUGCGAAUACGUGGCGACUUGGAACUACCAGGCUCGGACGGACGAGAUUUUCUUUACGAUCAGUACGAAGAGCAACAAGUGGACUGGUAUCGCAUUCUCAAAGAACAAAGCCAUGCCUGAGACGGAUGCUAUUCUUGGCUGGGUGGAGGAAACGGGACGUUACUUUGUUAUGGACGUGUGGAUCGAUGGAUACGAGCCGCCGCUGCUGGAUCCGGUACAGGACGUGGGAAGCAUCUCUGGGGCACGGCAAGACGGGGUGACGACGUUGCGUUUUGCGCGGAAGAGGCGAACGGGAGACACGGGCCACGACCUGCCGCUCGACGGUUGCGUCCACUUGGUGUUUCCCACGCACGGCGGAGUCUUCAACGCAGUCUCGAAGAAGAUACGAAAACACGAGCUGCGUCCUUUUGUAUCCGACAAGCCCAUCUGCUUCAACGAGUGUGCUGGGGAAGCUGUGCACGUGCCUGUACGGCCAACCACUCCAAAAGCGAAAACAGCCGCGCCAACCACGCCGAGCACAACCGGGGCUCCCACACCAGACGUACAGCUCGAGAGGGAAGAAUACGUCGUCCGCAUCAAGCUUGAUGAGUUGUGGUCGUCAGAGUACAACAGCAGGUCUUCCCCGAAGUUCACUAGACUUUCUGAGCAGAUAACCAACACCUUGGAACCGACAUUGACCCAAGUGCCUGGAUUCCACAAGCUUGAGCUCACAGGGUUGAAGAGCGAGCCUGGGAAUGAUAAUGUCAUAGCAGAAAUGACUGUGGUGCUAGACAAUGACAAGCCCCAAGAACUUGAAGACUUGCUCAACGCCACCGUUGCAACUGGAUCCCUAGGGGCACUCAGGGUCGACCCUGCUUAUCUCGUCAUCAGACCAAUCAGUGCUGAGGAUAACGAAAUUUUACACGUACAAACUGCAGGAGCCUCCCCGAAUGCUUGGGACCCGGAGCAGACCAAGUUCUACGCCAUUAUCGCUGGCGUGGCCGCGCUGGUGUUCCUCGUUUUAAUGCAGGCAAUCUUCAUGGCCUGCAGGGACAGGCGACGCAGGAGUCGCCAACAGACUGCGCCCAAUAGGGAAAAGCUUAUCACUAACUCAAACUGGAAAGACUACUCAACGACUGCCAGCAGCAACUACAGCUACGAAAACUUUGCACUCCGUGGCGACGAAGACCAUUCCAUGAAAUACUCCAGCAAACCCCGCGGAGGAAGCGGGCACUCGACAUCCAGGUCGCGCGACGGGACGACUGCUCCGUACUCGACGGCGGACCGACCGCGGUCAGACCCGCAGGAGCUCAACCCGGACUUCUACUUCAUGCCGCAUCAGCGAAGGUACUCUGGUGAAGUGGUGCGUGUUUUUGUGGACUACAAUAAUCCGGAGUAUGCCGGAAACAAGUGAUACGAGGUGGUCGGAGUGGCGGGUUGACUCGGGGUGGGAUGUGGGAGGACUCUGCAGGGAUGGACUCUCAGUGUACAUAUUUUCUGUAGAUUUUUUAAUAAUUAACUCAUUUUUUUUACAGUUUUUAAUAAAGCUGCCUUUUAGCGUUUUUACACCUUGC
Molecule: messenger RNA, 6777 nt
Organism: Ornithodoros turicata
Lineage: Eukaryota; Metazoa; Arthropoda; Arachnida; Ixodida; Argasidae
Exons: 20
Coding region: 2241-6617 (1458 amino acids)
Source: RefSeq, a predicted model, not a curated record